This is a messenger RNA of Dinoponera quadriceps, 18452 nucleotides long. RefSeq names its product protein split ends-like. Lineage: Eukaryota; Metazoa; Arthropoda; Insecta; Hymenoptera; Formicidae. Gene Ontology annotation, molecular function: mRNA binding. Gene Ontology annotation, biological process: regulation of transcription by RNA polymerase II. The record is from RefSeq and is a predicted model, not a curated record. The coding region runs from base 2051 to 15094 and encodes 4347 amino acids. The transcript has 14 exons. Gene Ontology annotation, cellular component: nucleus.
AGGAGCCAAGUAAGCUCCGUUCGUGUUAUAUGUCCGAGUGUGCAAAGCGAGUGAAUUUUCAAGACGUAUGUACUACUAUACGAUACGUUUUAACGCGACGACGACGACACCGUCAGUGUGAGUAAGCUCGUUACGUGCGUCAAUCAUCGUAAACGCGUAUAUACGGAGGCGCGGGAUUUUUCGGCGGGCUUAUUCUAUGCGGAUAUUAAGAGAGGCGGUCGCGCCGAAAAUUCCUUGACGAUCGCGUCGAUGUUUUCGCUCGGCGGAGGCGAGCCGCGGGAGUAACACACACAGUGUAGAUAUCGGGCUGCGUCUUUCGAAUCUAGCAGGUGCGUGUUUAUACGUGAUGCUCGGGCCGCGACAAGUAUAGGCCAGUGGUGUGAAAGAAAAGAAAAUUGCCCUGGAGUGAAUAUAUACUCGGAGUGCAGGGUGUAUGUAUAUGCGUCCGCUACGACACGUAUGUACAUGUAUCCCGAAUGCACGCGUGUAUAAUACGGGCGUAUAGAUGUGCACGGUGCACGUUUCGCUCCUCGGAUAGGAGGAUCGAGAGGAAGAGGAAACCGUCUCGCCGCGUUCGAAUUAAUUCGCGUUAUCAACAGUGGGUCACACAUUCGCGGCACGCGCGCGCGCGCUCCGACACUCGGAACGACGAAAGAACGAGAGAGAGCUCUCUUCUUUCCGCGAGCGGCACGUUCUCCGGCCAGCCUUGAUGCGCCGUGCCGUGUGUCGUCGUGUCGUGCCACGUGCUGUGCCGUGCUGUGCCGUGACGUGACGCCGCGACGUCGUGACGUGUCGAGGGCUGUGUCGUUCCGAAACGGUGCGUGUUCGGAGAGGGAGCAUCGGCGACACGAACGCGAGUGAACGUGUAAAUCCCGAGAGAGAUAGGGAGAGAGAGAGAGAGAGAGAAAGAAAGAAAGAAAGAAAUUACGAGGCCACCGCCGCGAGAUGGAUCACCCGUGCUGUACCGUGCCGGGUGGAAGUGCUCGUGUGACGUGACGUGGUGAUUACGAGAAAGAAGCCGGUACCCUCCAUAUCGCUAUUCAGUGAUGUACCAUGUGGUGGGCUUCAGCGAUCUUGAUCCUCGCAAUCAUCAUUACAGUCAGCGGUGCCCGCUAUCUCGGCUCCCGUUUUCCGUCCUCUGCCGCCAUCAGCUACUCCUGCUCCUCCUUCACCUCCUUCUCCACGUCGACGUGUCCGCUGUACGUCGCACAGCGAAAGUUUGAUCACGAGGACCCCCUCGUAGUCGUCAUUGUCGAUUUUACGGUGGUGAUAGUCGCAGCCGUCGCUGCCGUCAUCGUGAACGUUGCCACUAGAACGCACGCACGAGCGAUCGUUCUUCCAACGUGCCGCAUCCUCGACGACAGCGACCGUCGCGUCUGCUGGGCUCACCUCUUCCUGGCUACUGACUAGUGAUUAAUCGUUUACCCCUGUCUGUUGCAGUAGAAAGGCAGAGGCAUGUGCGGAUACCGUGCGAAUUAAAGUGAAGAGAGCGGCAAGUGACAAGUGCAAAAGAGGGUGAUAUAUAUAUAUUAUAUAUAUAUAUAUAUGUAUAUGUACAACGUGCAUAUGCAUAUAUCGCUUUCGGGAGCGAGUUUUUUUUUUACUCCGUCGUGAGAUCGAGUUUCUACCGUUGCCGCGUGGUUCCGCUUCGUUGCGGUGGAUGUAACGUGUAACGAUCGUGCAUCCGACACGUGUGCGUUUCGUGCGUUUAAUCCUCCUACAAACGAAAGAGGAUAAAAGAGGGAACGAAGGAAUCUCUAUCUCUGUCCGCGCUGUAUACAGUUCAUCCUUAUCCGGACGGAGGUAGAGCAGAAACAGAAGCGAAGGAGGUCGAGUUUCUAAGGAGAAAUAAUAGAGAGAGAGAGAGAGAAGGGAAUAAAGGAAGCGUGCGAACCAACAGCUUCGUUUGAGUCGUCCGAAAAGUAAUUCGCGUCGCGUGUGUUGGUGUAGUGUGCGGUGAUUACUAUCACCGGUCGAGGUUGUGUGUCGUUGUACAGUGCCUCCAAACGAUACCACAACAUCCGGUCCCAAAUGAAGAGUUCGGAGCAAAAUGGUUAGAGAGACACGUCACCUGUGGGUUGGAAAUCUGCCGGAAAACAUCCGUGAGGAUCGAAUCAGGGAGCAUUUCAAACGGUAUGGACGCGUGCAGAGCGUCAAGCUGUUGCCACGGGGUGAAGAAUGCCCCGUGGACGGAGGUUCCAGUGGUUCCCUCGGCGAGGGCAACGAGGGCGGUUCCGGUUCCGGUUCCGGCGGCGGUGGCGGUGGUGGCGGUUCCUCUACCAGCACGGGGGGUGCCUCAGCGACGGUGGCGUUCAUGGAUAUCAAGUCUGCAGCGAAGGCUCAUGCGACUGAGCAUACGUUGGACGAACGAGCCCUCACCACACAGUACUACGAGCCACAGCAUCUUCAGCACAGGUUCCCCUCUCACGGAAAUUCGGAGGAUCAUGGAUCCGGCGGCGGGAGCGGGGGUGGAGGAGGCGGAACAGGCAACGUUUCCGGCGGCAGCGGCGGCGGAGGUGGUGGCGGGAACACCGGUACCGGCGUCGGCGGUACCGGCGCCGGAAGUGGAGAGCGAGAGAGGGGUGGCGAGGGUUUUGACUCACGUGGCUUCUACAGUAGCGAGAGGAGCAACCGGGUUGGCACCGGGAGCGGCAGCGGCGUCGGCGUCGGCGUCGUCGGCGGCGUCGGCGGCGGCGGCGGUGGCGGCGGCAGCGGCGGCGGCGUCGUUGGCGGUCAUCCGACGGAUCCUUCGACGGGGGAUCCUGUCGGCGGCUACAUACCCCGCGGCCGUCCACCACCUGCGAGCUCUUAUCACGUGACAUCGAGCAGGGCGAGGGAUCGGCUCUACCCAAGGACCGGCCCGUAUGUCUCUGACCGGCCGCCGCCCCCGCCCCACCUAGACCGUCAUCGUGGUAGCUUGCCGCCGUCGUCCUGGUCGACUUACGAGUCGACGAGCUCGAGGUACGGCAAUGCGCCGCCACCACCCUCGCCCGCCACCAACGAUGCUUACCAAGACGAGCAAGGAGGUGGUGGAGGCGGCGGUAGCAGCAGCAGCGGUGCUCUGCGACAACACAAGAAGCAGCGCAGAAAAUCGCGCAGCGGGAGCAGCUCGCCGAGCGGUAGCAGUCGCUCCGGAAGUAGCAGUAGUAGCCGGAGCGGUAGCUCGGGCGGUAGCACCACUGGUGGUAGCACGUCGCCCGGUAGCUCGCCCCAUCGCACCAGCAACGCCGCCGUCACGGAGGAUCGCCGAGCGCUGGCCAUUUGCGUGAGGAACCUGCCUACCCGUAGCAGCGAUACCUCCCUCAAGGACGGCCUCUUUCACGAGUACAAGAAACACGGCAAGGUGACGUGGGUGAAGGUCGUUGGUGUAGCCGGCGACCGGUACGCCCUCGUGUGUUUCAAAAAGCCCGAGGAUGUCGAGAAAGCCCUCGAGGUGUCGCACGACAAGCUCUUCUUCGGCUGCAAGAUCGAGGUGGCGCCUUAUCAGGGCUAUGACGUCGACGACAACGAGUUCAGGCCGUACGAGGCGGAACUCGACGAGUACCAUCCGAAGGCGACGAGAACGUUAUUCAUCGGCAACCUCGAGAAGGACGUAACGGCAUCCGAGCUCAGGAAACAUUUCGAGCCGUUCGGCGAGAUAAUCGAAAUUGAUAUAAAGAAACAAGGCGCCGUGUCGAGUUACGCUUUUUGUCAAUAUUCGGAUAUCGGUAGCGUCGUUAAAGCCAUGAGAUCCAUGGAUGGCGAGCAUCUAGGUACAAAUCGAAUUAAACUCGGCUUUGGAAAAUCGAUGCCCACAUCCUGCGUUUGGGUCGAUGGCAUUGGAGAUUGCAUGUCUGAGAAGUAUCUCAACAUGCAAUUUCACCAGUUCGGGCCGAUAACUCAGGUAGUGGUGGACCGUGAGCGCGGCCAGGCUUUGGUCUUCUUCGACCAGAUCAGUUGCGCUCAGGCCGCCGUGAAAGAGAUGCGAGGAGUGGUGCUUCGGGGCCGUCGUUUGCAGGUCGAUUUCGCGUCUCGGGAGUGUCAGGAGACGUUCUACGAACACCUCGAACGCCAAGGGAACACCAGCGAGAAACCCUGGGACUCGAGACCUUCGCCCGCAUCGUCGUUCGAUGUGACGAUUCCUUCUAGGCGGGAGCGCGGUAGUUUCGACUCGGCGGUCACGGUGUCAAGUUCGUGCAGCCGAUUCACACGCUACGACACGCCCCCGCGAUCGAGAACGGCGAGCUAUUCGCGAACCUCCGGAGGGAGCACCCCAGGCGCCAGUCCGGCUCAUCCGACGGCGAUGUCGCGAAGCAGCAGACGGUCCUACCAGGACUCGUACUACGACGGUGACUACGGUGAACCGACGUCGCGUCGGUUCCGCAGUUACGACGAGUUCAGCCAGGGGAGCGGCGCGAGUCACGACGACUACCAGAGCAGCGUCCUCAGCGACGGCAAGCUCAACGACGACGACUGUCCGCCACCGUCGCGGCGUCACGCGGUGCAGAGCGUCGUGACGAGCGUCGAUCCACCCGCGCCGCCGCCGCCGUUGUUACCUCCGCCCGACAUCCGGCAUCUGCAGAAGGAACGCGUCCACCUGUUGGAGCAGCUCGAGGAGUGCCACAGUAGCGGCGAUGAGGUCGGAUUCGCGCCUAAGAAGCGCGCGAAGCUCGACAGCUCGUCGUCGACUAUACUCUGCGAGGACGACGAGCCGGAAAUCGCCUCGUUGCUCGUCACCUCGCAUUCUAGUAGAAAAAGCAUGGAGUUUAGGCGCGUUAGCGAUAGCAAAGUAGUGGUACACCAUAGCGCGAGGAGGAGCAGCUGCGAGGGCAGGGGUCCCGGACCUUGCAAACGCCGUCGGGAUGCUACCAGCAGGCAUCACGAGCACCACGAUGGAUCUCGACCGGGCACUCCUCUCGUGGACGAGCGGCCGGAGAACCUGGUGCCGAGCGAACCGAGACGAUUCAGGGAGAGGAGCCACGAGGGCCCACUGUCGCUGCCCUUGCCGAGGUUCGCGGCUCAGAUGCUGAACAACAACAACAACAACACCAGCAGCAGCAAUAACAACAACGGCGGCAGGUCGAGCGGCGCCAGCCUGGCGAAAGUGGCCAGCCCGCCGUGCGCCAACUUCUCCACGGCGGCCAGUCCACGCGCCGCUCCGCAACCGCCGGCCUCGCCACCGCCGAGGCACCCCAGCUCGAGCCCGACCAGUUCCGACAGCGAAACAGCGCCGCAGUCCCCUAGUCUGGAGGAGAGGAUACGCUCUUUGGACGAGAAGUACGAGAAGUGGUCCGGUUCCAGGGCGUUGAGCGCCGCCGGCGGUGACGCCCUCGCCAAGAUCGACGCGAGUAGCUCCGAGCGAUUCAAGUUCCCGCACAAGUUGCUCCAUAUGCAGCUCCACGAGGUGCAACCCUCCGACAUCGUAAAGUCGGUCCUGGCGAAGAGGAGCGUGUUCGACGAGGACUCGAAGCGAUUGGAAAACUAUAGUGAAAAGUACGAACCGCGCGAGUUCACCGGUAUUAUCGGCAUCGGAUCGGUCUCGAUGAUCGGUAGCACCGCUGGCCUCACCGCUAGCAGCAGCAGCUGUACCAGCAAAGUUUGCCUACAGUAUCCGUUUCCUAGUCAUCCGCCGGUACAGCUGAGCAGCAGUGGCGCGUCGAUCGGUCCGGCGAACACGUCCUUGACCACGACCAUGGUCACCACGUCGGCGAUGAAGAGCGACCCGCGGAUAGCGCAGCAUAACUGCGUACACCCGACGCCGGCGACGCCGAUCACCCCCGGUACAUCCGUCAAGACGGUUAGUCCCGAAUUACCACCGGUUUCUCUACCGAUCGGCCUUGGUAGCGGCAACGGUAGCGCGGGUAGCAUUCACAGCCUCGGGGCCUCGACGCAUCGGGGACUGAGCGUUUCUGCGAGCAGCACCGCUUCGCCCACGGCGUCCGCGACCACGGACGCUUUCGCGAUUGUGAUUGCAACCUGCACGGCGACAUCGGCCACCUCGGCGACGAUAGGUGCGACACCUCCCACGACUACUACCAGUUCGAUAGCUCCACCGUCUUCCAUAACAUCCUCAUCUAACUCUUCCUCAUCAUCGUCGUCAUUAUCCACAUCUUCCACAGAUUUGCCUCGUUCUCGUUUGAGGAAGGAGAGCAGCGCUAGCAGUCGGGAGAGUAGAGACUCUCGCGACGGUAAGGACAGCAGGGAGUCGAAGCACGGUAAAGGGAAGGACUGUCAGAGGAGGUCGCGGAAGGAGGAGGUCGACGUUGAGAGAAGCCGCAAGGACAGAGACGAGAGCGUCGUCAACGACAUCGGCGAGACGGAUAGUCAUAGCAAGGAUAACAAGGAGCUGAGGUACGAGCGGAAGGAACGGGAGGAGAAGGAGAGGAAGGAGAAGGAGGAUCGGAGGGACAAGGAGGAUCGCGAUCGGCAGGAACGGAAGGAGAGGGAGGAACGCGAGAAGCGGGAGAAGGACGAGGAGAGGCGGGAGAGGGAGAGGUUGGACAAGGAACGGCAGGAGAAGGAUAGGAGGGAACGGGAAGAGAGAGAACGCGAGAGGAAGGAGAGAGAGGAGAACGAGCUGAAGGAGAAGGAGAGGCGGGAGAAGGAGCGAAUCGAUCGCGAGAGGAGGGAACGGGAGGAGAAGGAACGGAGGGAGCGCGAGGAGCGCGAGAGGCGGGAGCGCGAGAGGAAGGAACGCGAGGAACGGGAGGAACGCGAGAGGAAAGAACGCGAACUCCGGGAGAAGCAGGAGAAGGAGCGUCUCAGGAGGGAGCGGGAAGAGCAGGAACGAAGGGAGAAGGAAGAGCGGGAAAGGAGGAGGGAGGAGAAGGAGCGUCUCGAGCGAGAGAGGAAGCGGGAGAGGGAGGAGAAGGAGAGGAUCGAGCGGGAGAGACGGAAGGAGAAGGAGGAACGGGAGAAGCUGGAGAAGGAGAAACGGGAGAAGGAAGAGCGCGAGCGCUUGGAGCGGGAGAAGCGCAAGGAGCGCGAGGAUCAGGAGAGGCGGGACAAGGAGAAGGCCGAGCGUGACAAGAGGCGGGAGGAGAAGGACGGCAGGCGGCAGCAGCCCUCUCAGCCCACCGAGAACCACGUGCUGCACCCUUCCGUCGCGUCGUCCCAGAUCAGCCCGGCGGCGCCGGUGUCGAUCAAGCGCAGAUGUUCCUCGCAGGACGGCCCUCCUGAAGAGGACGCGAAGCGUAUGAAGAUCUCGGACCACCGGCGGGACAGCAAGGACCGCUCGUCCCGGCAGAACAGGAGAUCGGAGGACCGCAAGCACCGCAACGACUCGCAUCGUUCCAGUCGGGAGAGCAGGGAGAGUCGCGACGGCAAGGAGAGCGCCGGUACGGACGGGCACAACGAAUCCACCCGGGAGAGUAACAACGCCGGCAAGGAGAAGCAGAAGAUGAAGAGGAAUCGCUCGGAGAAGGAGUCGAGGGAGCGCAGCCCGAGAGUCUCGCACGAGCCCGAGAAGGAGUUCCUGUCGAGGCUGGAGCUGCCCAAGAGCGUCGACUCGAGCUCGUCGAACGAGCAAGCCUCCCUGGGCUCGCAGCAUCAUCAGCAGUCCGCGCUGCACAGCGACGUGGACGACGGUCCGCUGUCCACCCACGAGAUCCAAGUGGCGAGGCAGCGGCACCCGUCGGCCACCGACACCGACAGCGACGAGCCCAAGAAGCACUCGAUCUUCGACAUCGUCGACGACGAGCCCGCCUACAUCAGCAUGUACGACAAGGUGAAGGCUCGCUCGACGAAGAACAUGCAGAAGCUGGAGGAGGAGAAGCGUCAGGUGCGGCUGAAGGACAAGUUCUCGCAGCUGAAGCAGAGUCGCGCGAGGCGGGAGGAGAAGAAGCAGAGCACGUCGUGGGACGGGGAUUCGGUGAGCAGCAAAGCCCUGACCGAGGACGAGGCCACCUCCGAGUCGGACUCGACGAGAACCAAGUCCCUCUCGAGGAAGGGCUCGCGCUCGCGCAUCCACUCGGACACCAGCGAGGAGGAGGAGCCGUUCAACAACAAGGUACGCAAGGCGGUCGUCAAGUCGGAAAGGUUCCUCGAGAGCGACGUCGACCUCGGCUUCGCCGACACCGAGGAGAAGCAGAAUCGGCUGGAGGUCUCGGGCGUCAUCGUGAACAGCGUGCACGCCACCAUCAAGGAGGAACCCCGCACCUCGGACGAAGACGAGAAGAUCUCCAUCGGAUUCCGCAGGAGCCACCCGAUAAUCGAGGUGAUCAAUCACGAGAGGGACUCGCGGAAGAAGUCGCACAAGAAGAAGCAGAAGCGUCAGAAGAACAGCAUCUCGCAUGAGAACAGUCUGAAGGUCGAGCCGGCGGACAACGCGGAGCACAAGAGCAAAGCCAACGUGGCGAUCGCGACGCCGACCGACUGUCGGCCGAAUCACGGCUCGGAACCGGCCGCGAUCACCACCACCACCACCACCACCACCACCACCACCACUACCACCACCACGACCACCACCACCACCACCGUCGUCGUCCCGGCGUCUCUGGAGAACGUCGAGGAGAGGCUGCGGGCGGAGAGCAAGAAGCAACGCAGCAAGAAGGAGAAGAGACGCGACCGGAACGGGGAGGACAAGGCCAAGGCGAGGCGGAAGAGGCUCAACCGGCAGGAGGCGAGGGACUCGCAACGAAUGGAGGACAUCUUCGGCCCGCUCUCGGACGACGUCGACGACGGCCCGUCCAACACGUUCUUCAACCGGUUCGGCAACAUGACGUCGGAGAACAGCGUUUACGCGUCGGACAGCGACGGUGGUCGCAGUCCGCUCGACAUGGACCGAGUGAGGCGGAAGACGGAGAAGAAGCGGCGCCACCAGCCGGAGGACGAGAACAGCGUCGACUUAGCCGAGGCUGGCCGUGAGAUCGAGGCGAAGCUCCUGGGCAUGCCGAGUUCCCCGAAAGCCGCGGCGGCCGCGUGCAACGAGUCCAACGACCACGACGUUUUCCGUUUCACCGACGACAAUGACAGUAUCGAGCCGUCCACACCCUCGACCGCGCCGGAGAAGGUCAAGGAGAAGAAGAAGAAGCGGAAGAGAUCGAAGGAGGAGCGCAGCAGGAAGGACUAUCACCACCACCAUCACCACCACCACCACCAUCACGAGAAGAGCGGCGAAUUGCCUUACCUGGGCGCCGAGCCUAGUCCGCCGAGAGCGAGCAGUCCGUUGAUAUCCAAGACGAUGUCGCCCACCCUGCCCACGGCCAGAGAAACCCUGCUGAGCCCGAUACCGAAAGCGAACGUGUCGUCGGCCACUCCGCCGGUCGUGAGCGGCGGCGUUCAAACCCCCAAGCUCGAGAAGAAGAAGGAGAAGCUGAUACCCGGCUUCGGGAUCGAGAUCGACGAGGCCAUUCACGAGAACGCCGUGAAGAGCAUCUCGGAGCCGGACGAGCGAGACGGCAGCCAGUCCCGCAGCGGCAGGGAGGAGCCGGAGGUGCCGGUGCCGACGACGCCACCGACGCAGAACGAAGACAAGCCGCGGGUCGCGAUAUCGCAAGAGGAAACGGAGGACGCGGUCGCCGCCUUGCUCGAGGAGACUUUCGGCGCCUCGACCGAGGACUUCUCCUACGAGGGCGAGGAAGAAGAAGCCGAGGCGGACGGGGUCGCCGGGGCUCCGGCCGAGGCGCCUCAGGAGGACGUCGAGGAGAUGCAGCAGGCGGUCGAGAGUCUGAACGCCUCCACCGGGGAAGGCGACGCGGACCUCAAGCCGGACACGCCGCAGAGCGAGCACGAUCUCCAGAUCGACACGGACACCGACCAGGAAGACCCGAAUUACGAAACGUUCGACCUGACCCAGCCGCCAAAAACCCCGGACAUACCCUCCUUCUACAAGUCACCGACGAAGACCCUGAACAUGACGCCCGUGGUGACCGUGCCCGAGAAGAGCAGCCCGGCCGAGAUGCGGCCCGUUGCUGCGACGAAGCCGCAGAGUCCACCGAACACCGUGAUCGCCCACUCGUGGAACCUGACCGAGCACAAGCCUCGAGAGCCGGUGGAGGCCGAGUCGGAGGUCGCCGGCAGUCCGGAGAGGGUGUCGCAGGCCGUCGAGCAGGAGACGCCGUCUCAGUACAAACAACCUCUGCUGGGUGCGUGCAGCGUGCCGAGCGAGGUGGUGCCGAAGCUACCGAGUCCGCGGCCUUCCCCGGUGCAGCCGCUGUACCAGAGGCUGCCGGUGUCACCGCAGUCGCAGAUGGUGCCGUCGAUGCGCCAAGCAUCGCCGAAGACGCAGAACGUCGUGCCCUCGUCUUCCUCCAACGCGGCGACGAGGAUACCGCCUCUGGUGGCGUCGCCGCGCGUCUCGCAGCCGCUCUCGCCGAACGGCCAGUGGUCGCGGAACCCGACUCUGAGCCCGCACGUGCCUAACGCGAGCGGCAAGCCGUCGCCGCCGACCGCCCGGAUCGCCGUGUGCGUGCCGAUCUCCGCGCAGAGGCUGGAGGCGCCGGUGCAGCAGGUCUAUUCGACGGCGGCGACGCAGCAGCCGGUGAUCCAACACGCCUCGGGCAUGCUGGCGCCCGCCUCCGGCUACCCCCGCGGCGGCCUGCCGCCGUUGACUCUGAACAUCCCCUCGCGACCCUUCAUGCCGGUGUCCCCGCUGGCGCCCGGCAUGCAGGUCAAGAGUUGCCGGGACUCCUCUCUGACCGGCAAGUCCGUGAUAGAGACGCUGCUGCCGGUGAAUCCGAAGGAGCCGCCGCAGCGGCUGGAGGAACCGUCGCCCGCCGUCAUACCGGAGUCGACGAACAAGGCGUCCACCUCGCCGAAGGUCCCGUCGCCCAAUCAACCGCCGACUUACAUACCCGAGACCGCGAAGAUCGAGAUCAACGCCAGCACGUCCAGCCCGGUGUUCGGCAAGCCGGCCACCGACGGCUACAUCGUGUCGUCCAGGAGCCAGAAGCAGAUCCCAGUUUCCAUCACGACGGACAGCAACCUGCUGUCGCCGCGGCAGAAGCAGGAACCGUCGAACCUUCAGCUGCUGACCACGCACGUGCCCCGCUCCUCCACACCCAGCCCCGUGAUCGUCGCUCACGGCCAGUCGCACCUGUGCCACAAGCCCGUGCACGCUCUGGGCCCGGCGAACGUCUCCGCGGCGAACCAACCGUUGAUCAAGACCGUCGUGCCGAUCGUCUCGCAGCAGCAGAUCGCGCCCAGCGAGAAGUGCGUGAUCUCGCAAACGCCCCUCCCGAGGCCGCCGCCGGUCAAGUCCACCGUGUCGCAGACGAUCAUAGCGAGGGUGGUGCCGUCGAUAUCCACCGUGCCGACGGGCAACGAACAAGCGACCCCCGAAUGCCUGGAGUCGCGGAUGGCCCAACAGCUGGAGGUGGACGCGCAGAUCGGCCAGACGGCCCAGCCGAUGCAGCUGACGCCGCCGGUGCAAUCGACCCGGCCGAUCGACGAGAUCAAGCAGGAGCCGGCCGACGUCAAGGAGGAGAUGGACGACCAGAGCAGCAAGUACAACCUGGAGUUGGAGAAGCCGCGGCCGGAGGACGUGAAGCCGAAGCAGGAGAUCGUGAAGAGCGAGAUCGUCGUCGCGCCUUGCGUCCUACCCAAGUGCGAGGUCGCCGAGGCCGUUGCGCCGAAGCUCGAGGUGAAAGUGGAACCCAAGGAGGAGGACACCGUGAAGAAGGAGAACGACGAGGCGGAACUGGACGAGGAGUCGGCGGAGGAUCCGCUGAAGGAGCCGGCGGACCCCCUGGCGAUCGACUCGAAGGAGGACGCGACCGACAGCAAGGAGGACAGCGACUACUGGUCCGCGAAGGAGGUGAACAUCGAGAGCGUGAUCAAGAAGGUCGACGCCCUGUGCGACGGCGAAGGCAACGACGAGGAGCAGCAGCGGGCGGAGAACGCCGGCAAGAACGAGUCGGACUGGUUCGACCCCCCCGAGGCCGCUGAGAACGAGAGCAAGAAGGGCUUCGCGGACGACCACGACGAGGGCGUGGAGACCUGCGAGAACGAGUCGACGCGCAGUCGGCGCGGCCGGGCGAAGAGCAGACGCGGCUGCCGCGGCGGCGGGGUCACCACCAGGCGGGGCGGCAGGAACGCCGCCGUCUCCCACAGGCGCGGGGGCAGGAGCCCGAGAGGCAGCAAGCAUCACGUCGAGAAGAACAAGCUGCCGGCGGACGUGUACGAGUUCCACGACGACAGCGAGGAGGACAACGCCGGCCGGCCUCGGCUGAUCCUCACCAUCAAGUCACCCGGGCCGAACGUCAGCGGGCCCAACGCCCAGCCGGCGACUCCGGUCGCCGCCGUGAAGGAGGUGCCGCCGGAGGAGUUCGUCUCCCCGGCCGCCAACACGAGGAAGUCGAGGAGACUGGCGGAGCGGGACGGCAGUCGGAACACGGUGGACGACGUGAUCGAGGACGUGGUCCGUGGCUCGCCCGUGAACAAGGCCCUGGCCGGCAACGUGGUUCACGCCACCCGGAGGAGCGCGCGGCACAACAACUCGCCGCGCAACGCGCAAGCGGCCCAGCAGCCGGCGGUGAUGGAGUUGCGCAAGUCGCCGAGGAGCGGCCGAAAAGCGACGAGACGAGCGUCGGAGAACAACGACGACAGCGGGGAGGAGAAGUCGCCGAAGGAAGCGGCGGUCACGCCGGCACCGACGACGACGGCGACGACGACGACGACGACGGUGGUGACGGCGACGCCGCCAGCACCGCCGCCGCCGCCGCCUCCUCCUCGCGAGGAGACCCCGAGCAAGGAGGAGACGAAAUUGGUCGAGCCGGAGAGCCCGAAGGCGGAAGAACCAGCCCCGAUAGUCGCCCCGCCGCCGAAGAGGGUCUCGCUCGAGCCGAUGACGCUGAUCGACCCGGUCACGGGUGACCUCAUACCCAUGAGGGAGUCCGAGGAAGGUCAGUACAUCCCGGUGUCCGCGACGUCCGGGCAGGGAGCGCAGACCGCCGGUAGAACGCAAGCUGAGCCACGGAACAACAGCGGGGCAGCGGUCGGCGCGAGCCACGAGACGCCGCGAGCGAAAGCCGCGGAGAGCGCGGCGUUGCUCGCGCCACCGGAGCCGAAGAAGGAGGUCGCCGCGGAGCACGCGGCUUGUCAGCCCGCGGCGGCGCCGAUCCAACAGCAGAAGCAUCCGAUACAGGUCCAACCGCAAACCAGCGUGAUCACGAAACCGCAGUCGCCCACGGUCACCCCCACCAUCACCGUAGCGCAGUCCCCGGCGUGCACGAGCAUCGGCACCGUGGUGACCGCGGCGACCAUCACGGCGGCGCCAACGGUGCUCACGUGCACCUCGCAGGCGAAGCCCACGAGCUUCAAGGCGCACAUGUUGAACGCCAGCAAGCUGGUGACUCAGCAGCAGCAGGUGGUAGUGGCGAAACCGGUCGCCCCGAUCGUGCCCAGCCAAACGAUAGUGCAGAACAUGGUGAAGCCGGCGAUACAGCAGGGUCUGAAUCUGCAGAUCCCACCCGGCAGAGUGGUGUCGCCCAGCCUGAGCCCGCGUGCCAAACAGACGGCGCAACAGUUGGCGGCGAACGGCAAGCAGGGUCAGCCCAUGUCCCCGGUGCUCAACAACACCGGUGCGCCGCCGAAUCCCAAGCAACACCUGCUGCAAGCGGCCGCGAAGCAGCAGACCUCCACGAUAGUCAACAUGCCGCAGAAGUUGCUGCACUCGGUCAGCGUGAACCUCGUCAGUCCGGCGCCGAGGAUCCAUCAACCGGUCUCGCAGGCCACCACUCUCAAGGGCAUCAACGGGCAGCCCCAUCCGCUCAACCCGAAGACGCACUUGCUGCAGGCCGUGGUGCCGACGAUGGUCACGGGGACGGUAGCGACCGGCUCCGUCGCGCAACCUCAUCUUGUGAACCCGAUCUCGGCCGGCGUCGGCUGCGGCCGGCCUUCGGGAACGCCGAAACCCACCGCUGGCAUGGAGCCGCAGAAGAUGGAAGUGCCAUUGUCUGGUUGCAUCAUGGUGCCGACCGCGAGCACGCAACCCCGCAGCGUACCGAUGUCACCGUACGAGGCCCCACUGCAUGGCAGCGCGGGUGCCACUCCACCAGGAAGUCAGUACAGUCUUGUUCCCCCGCAUCGUUCUCAGAGCCCACCGCUGCCUCCGCCUGCUCACCAUCAUACCAACGCCUCGCAGGGUGACGUUGUUAACCACUACGGAGGGCUGAGCCGUGGCGCAGACCUUUCUCCUCAUUACAUGUUUCAAUACCAAUAUAUACGCGCGCAGGAAGCACUGGGGGCGCCGCGCAUAGCUUAUCACAUUCCAGGAACGAGAUCGCCCCACUUACCGUUAGACCCGAAACUCGACGGCGGCAUAGAGGACAGCCACAGCCCUCCGUUGGAGCUGAGACGGGCGACGAGAACGCCGCAGGAACGCACCACCGACAGUCCGCAAGUUGCUCAGGUUUACAUGUUACACGGAGGCAUGAGGUUGCAGCCGCCGCCGCCGCAGUACAACGCGGCGAGUAACCCGUCGCUGCCCGGCGCACCAGCCGGCGCCAGGACGACGUACUACGAUCCACCGCCGGCGCAUCUGCGCUCUCAGUAUCCGAUGACCGCCAGCGAGGCGCCGACCGACCGGGCGAUCACCCCGGACAGAUCCAGGAAGCAUCAGGUCGUCACACCGCCGCACGCGUCUCAGGUGCCCCCGCAGGCGGACUCGUUUCAGAUGUUGCUCCAACGUUACCCGGUUAUGUGGCAGGGUCUGCUGGCCCUUAAAAACGACCAGGCCGCGGUGCAGAUGCACUUCGUCUUCGGCAAUCCCAACGUAGCCAGAGACAGUCUGCCGUGCAACAGCGACGGGUCCACUCCGCCGCUGAGGAUAGCCCAGAGGAUGAGAUUGGAGCAGACUCAAGUGGAGGGUGUGGCGAGGAAGAUGCAGACUGACAACGAACAUUGUAUGCUGUUGGCGCUCCCUUGCGGCCGUGACGAAGUAGACGUGUUGCAACAAAGCAAAAACCUUCAAACAGGCUUCAUCAUGUACCUUCAACAAAAGCAAGCUGCCGGAAUUGUCAACAUCGCCGCGCCAGGCUCGCAGCAGCCAGCGUACGUGGUGCACAUUUUCCCGUCUUGCGAUUUUGCGAAUGAGAGUUUGGCGAGAAUCGCGCCCGAUCUACUUCACCGUGUCGCAAAGAUCGCCCACUUGCUAAUCGUCAUUGCUACGGUCUGAGGACGAUCAGUGACCACCUACUGGAUUAUACGUUCUACUCAUGGCCUUGUUCACAUCGCGCAGGACACUUCGCACGCGGCAUGAAGCCUAGAAGUGUCCGUCCGACACGCACGUAAUAUUGUGCAAAGAUCGAGGAAAGAAAGAGAGAUCGACGGAAAAGAGAGAGAGAGAGAGAGAGAAAUCACAGAGAGAGAAAGGAAGGGAGUAUGCGUUCGAAAGGAAGGAGAGAGAGCUCCUUUAUCCGGAGUCGUAUCAGUGACAAUCAAAUGGAACCCAACGCUACACCGAUCUUAGAUCGUAGGCCUAAAGCGAGGCACGAGGUUGUGCGACGGAGAGAGGCUAGCGCGGUCAAUACGCCGGUAUCAUCGCGCCUGCCUCCCUCCCGACGAAUUCAGGCGCAGGCAAGCUCGUUUCUCUUUUUUUCUCAGACGGCUUGUAACUCGCGCCGAUAUUACUGACAGCGUUUGUGGGAUCGACCGACAUCACUCUUGGUCUUUCUGACAAGCGGGUCAGGGCACAACCCCUCACAAGCCCUCGAGACGAGACCUUCGAUUUCAUCACUCGCGAUCAGUCCACGAAACUACUCACGUUCGUUCUUCUGGUAGAGGAGAGAAAAAAAAAAGUUAAAACAGUUAAAUAACCGUUGCUCUAGAUGGACAGUCCAGUUCCGUAAGUAAAGAAUAGGACGAAGUAAAGAAAGGAAAAAAAAAACGUAAACCCUACAUCAUUACACACGAGCUAUUUUAAGUAAGGCUUGAACGUUAAUGAUAAAACUGUAUAAAUUAUAAGCAAGCCAGCGAGGGCAUAACUACUGUGAUUUUAAUUAUUUAACGAUACAUAACUGCGUUACGAGGCAGAAAAACAAAAGUAAAACAAUAUAAGGGUGAUCGACUAAUGCUCUGUGAGGUAUGUGAUGUGUUUUUUGUAUGAUACUGCUCUAUAUAAAUAACUAUGUAUUAUAUUAUCGUAACGGAAUAGAGUUGCUGCUAUACCCCCUGUUUCUGCCGCCGCCGCUCGUGUCGAACUAGUAAUGUAAAUCAUAAUGCUAGACCUUUAACAUAAAUACGAGAAAAGUGGGCUACACCGUGAGGUUAGGAUUUGCCCCCUAGUGUAUCAUAAUUUUGCAUAGCAGGCUGUAACAUAUUCUGAAUUAUUAUUAUUAUUAUAUUAUACUUUUAGAGAGCGCGCAUACACAUCAUACAUCUUGAGAAAAAACAGAUUUAUAGAAUAUUACUUCUCUAAUUCUCCUCAGCCUUCAUUAUUAUAAUUAUUAUGAUCAGCAUGAAUAUCACCUAUUUUAUUACAGUUAUGAUUACUAUUAUUACGGUUAAUAUUAUUGUUACGAUUAUUAUUACGACUACUAUUACCAAUGCUAUUGCUACUAUUUACUACUAUACUAUUACCACUACUCUACUACUACUAUUACUACUACUAUUACUACCACUACUCUACUACCACUAUUACCGCUGCUAUUAAUUAUUAUUAACGUUAUUACAGCAGGCUAGGCUAUAUAUAGGAAGGGCGUACCAAUUCGCAUAUUUAAGAACAAAUGGGGCUUAUUUGUCAUACUGAGGAAAAAAAAAUAGUAUGAUCGAUCUCAUUGACCACUGACGCCGCCCCAUUUUACACAACUUCCAUCCUAUUACACCCCAUCCCUCGUCAGGCUCCGACUCUGUCGCGCGACGACGACUCAUAGACUCUUUAGCGUUCGUGUCCGAGAUAAUAAAAUGCGCUUAUGUGUAUAGACCAGAAGUUACAUUAUAUCACACCAAGCCGUGAGAAAAAAAAACAUUUUAGGCGAAUUAAGGAACUUACCUACUUACAAUAUUAUGCUGCUGCGCGUAGGACGCAUGCCUCUAGAAGAGUAAUCUUAUGCAGAACUAUUGGGGAUGGACAAAACACACGCGACCGUGUUUUAAUUUCCGGCGGAAUAGUGACGAUAUGUCGACGAACGACGACUACUUUUAUCACGAUGAAACGUAUCUCUCUCAUUUCUUUUUCUCGGAACGAAACGUCCAAUUUUUUACUUAAAUCACUCGCAGUAUAUGUAUGCGCGCAUGUGUGUGUGUGUAUGUAUGCAUGUAUGUGUGUGUGUGUGGGAGAGAAAGUGUGGGUAUGUGUGUGGUUAGUGACUGAAAGAUUGCAGCGUUUUUUUUUAUUUUUUUUUCUUUUAACGAGCUACGCAACACAUCCGUAUUUAAUAGACGAAUACGUUUGUUCGUUAAGUCUCUCUCGAGCGAGCUUCGGAAGUGAAUCGGUCGUGCGAAUAUGGUACGGUGAAUUUGUUGAUUUUCUGCCGAUCAUCGAACGCGCGCAUUCAACACGUUCAAUGUCGCCCCGUCGCUCCUGUUCUGUCGAUCCCCGAGACAUAAUUACUUUAAGGCAGCGCGAAUACUCGCGGAGAGCGUGUGUAUGUACAGUGUAAAAGAUGCGUUGUGGAUAUGUACAGUGUAGAGGUAUAAUUGAGCAGGUGAAGUGAUAAAAAGAAAAAAGAAGCGCGUAUAUAUUAUAGCUAUGAAUAAGUAUAUAAUAACGGCGCGCGAGCGUGCGCACGUGUCGCGCAACGUCGUCGUUUAUUCGCAAAACGGAAAAGCGCCGCGUCUUCUUCCGUCUCGUUUUGUUCCCCCUUCUUUCCCUCCCGCGGCCUGUCACACGUUGCUCGCGUAGCGUAAAUGCAGAAAUACGAUACGUUUCUCGCGCCGCAUUGUUCCGCGACGCGUGCGUCCGCCGUCGCGCCACGUCUAUCUUGUAAAAUAUCUGUGAAUAUUACGAUUUAGUUUCUUCCUAUUUGUAGAGCAGGUAAUGCAAAGAAGCGUUUACGUUAAUCGUUUAAGGAGAAUGUGUACAGAUACCCCCUCCCUCCUCCUCCCCACUACCACCUUUUUUUUGUUUUGUGUUUUACUGUAGUUAUCGAUAAUUAUAUGGAUAUUAACGAUAAUAAUAACUAUGAUUAAAAAAAAACUUAAGCACGGCUCGAUUGCGUCAUUCUUGAAAAAAAAAAAAACCCGCUAAUGCGCAAUAUUUAUUCUGUGUAAGAGAAAAAAAAAACUCUUGGUGAUAAUGUAUCAUUUGUAUAUUAGUAAUUACCUGAUCUCCUAAUAAUCGAAAAAAAAAAAAAGAAAAAUGAAACUUGAAUAGAAUUGAUAUACACGCGUUACGAUGUCACACCGUAUUCCAUCUCCUAAAAUUCGUCACAAUCUCCACCGAUUGAUUUCCGCCGUCUGCUACAUGCGUUUAUUCCGAGAUGUUAAUGCGUUACAUGAGAUGAGCGUUAUGAGAUUUUUCUUUUUAUAUUAGAUCAGGAGCUGGACUUCUCGCUAGAAAGGUAAUAUAAUAAAACACAAACUAUUACCUCGAA